This is a messenger RNA of Photinus pyralis (common eastern firefly), 2175 nucleotides long. It is a transcript of the gene Sp1, whose product is annotated as transcription factor Sp9. Gene Ontology annotation, biological process: regulation of transcription by RNA polymerase II. The coding region runs from base 107 to 1546 and encodes 479 amino acids. Gene Ontology annotation, molecular function: DNA-binding transcription factor activity, RNA polymerase II-specific; RNA polymerase II cis-regulatory region sequence-specific DNA binding. The transcript is spliced from 2 exons. The record is from RefSeq and is a predicted model, not a curated record. NCBI's taxonomy places the organism in Eukaryota, Metazoa, Arthropoda, Insecta, Coleoptera, Lampyridae.
UUCAUGUAUAGUGGAUAUAAAACCUAUGUGUUUAAGUGUUUCUAUUUUUUAUUAGGCCUAAUGUGUUUAUUAUCUUUUAAAUUUGUGAAAUACUUUUUUAAUUAAAAUGUUAACCGACAUGACCGCCGCCGCUGGACAAUUUUACGGUUCACAAAUUCCUGCCAUAACUAUGAAUGUUAAAGCCGGUGUUGGACUUACAGAACACCCUAGUCUACGCGGAACACCGCUGGCCAUGUUGGCAGCACAAUGCAACAAGUUAUCUAAUAAAUCUCCACCACCACUUGCAGACGCUGCGGUCGGAAAAGGAUUUCACCCGUGGAAAAAGAGUCCGCAAAGUGCACCGUCUCCCAAUCAGGCAACGACGGGGAACUCCGCUGCCAAUUCUUUAUCAGCGCAAAGAUCAUCGGCCUCCAGUAGUCCUUACUCUUCUAGACCUGUGAUGACUUCCUGUUCUAGCGUCCCGACCUCUUCGUCUUACGGAAGCGAUCUCUAUUUUCCAGGUGCCACUACGCAAUCGAACGUUGGUGAUAACUCUCACAUCCACCACCACCAGAAUGCUCUUUUGGGGAAGGUGGAAAGUGCCGCGACUGCUCAUCACGCCGCGCUCGGAUCGGUUUAUUCCCGCCACCCUUACGAAUCUUGGCCUUUUAAUACGAUGUCGAGUGCGUCACAUCACGGUGCCAUAAAAAGUGAUUCGGUAGGAUCCGCGAACACUUGGUGGGACGUGCAUUCGGCGACCGCCGGUAGUUGGUUAGACAUGAGCGGUGCCGCGGGAAUGCACGCUCAAAUGGCGGCGGCCAAUUACGCCACAUCAGAUUAUUCGUCAUUAACGCAUUCGCUCGCAGCCUCUAAUCAUUUGUUAUCUUCUGGUCAACAUCUUUUACAAGACACUUAUAAAUCGAUGUUGCCCACUGCCCAAACUGUAAGUGCUUCGUUUGGACUCCAUCAUACGGGAUCGGCUCCCUCACCUACCUCCACAUCGGCAAGCUUGCCUCCACAAGUUCCAUCUCCAAGAUCUCAGAGAAGGUAUACGGGGCGUGCCACUUGUGAUUGUCCAAACUGCCAAGAGGCCGAAAGACUGGGACCUGCAGGUGUACACUUAAGGAAAAAAAAUAUUCACAGCUGUCACAUUCCCGGUUGUGGAAAGGUAUACGGAAAGACUUCUCAUUUAAAGGCUCAUCUAAGGUGGCACACGGGCGAAAGGCCGUUCGUGUGCAAUUGGUUGUUUUGCGGAAAAAGAUUUACGCGAUCCGACGAACUGCAACGACACCUUCGAACGCAUACGGGGGAAAAGAGGUUCGCUUGUCCGGUAUGUAACAAAAGAUUUAUGCGAUCGGAUCAUUUAGCCAAACAUGUGAAGACGCAUAAUGGAAACGGCAAAAAAGGAAGUUCGGAGUCUUGUAGUGAUUCGGAGGAGAAUAGUCAAAGCGAUUUAACAAACAACGUUAAUUCUCCAACGUCUAUAAACCACACGCCACCUCCGUCGGCACCUUUAGGCUUGGAUAUAGUUUCCAGCAUAGACGUUAAACCUCCGGGAUUAGUCUGAGGUCGGUGGGGACCUACGCUGCUUUAUCCAAACUACGGUCGUUAGCGGCUAGGCCCCUAUUACCUACUUUCGAAAAAAAUUGUAUAAAAUUAUUGUGAAUGGACAAACAUCUUAAUAAUAACGCCCCGCGCUUAUGUAAAACAUGUGUAAAUAUGUAUUGAAUAUACAUACCUCUAUUUAAUUAUACCGACUCCAGUGAGCUAUACCUACCUACACACGCAUGACACAUGGGAUCGUAAAUGGUGGUAACUGACAGAGACAGUAUCCAUAUAUCUACACCUAUAUAUCAUGGAUGUGUGUUUAUGUACAUAUGUAUUAAUGUAUAUUGUUAUUUCUAAUAUCAUUUUGCUAGUGUGUAAGUUACGACGAUGUUACGGUGGUUGGCCGUUGAGAAACGUAGGGAACUACCAACAAUUUGAUAUGCAUAUCACAUCUGUAUUAAUUUGAUGAUCGCCUCGCUACGAGUAUUAACGAUAUUCUGUUUUUUUUAAUAAAUUAUUUAUUAACUAUUUUUUACACUGUAACAUGUACUUACUCAUUUGAUGCAAAUCUUCCACGUUUCUCUUCUCGCCAAACAUCAUGUGACUGUAAAAUUGUACCUCUUUGUAAAUUUCUGCAGCUUUUGUGAA